UCGACAGCUUCAGCUUAGAAAUCCCAACAUUUUAACAGCAAGAGCGUACUUCUUACUUGUGGCGGACUAUAGAAAUAGAAAAUUCGUAAAACUCUCCCCGCUUUUUGAAUUUCUCAGACGAAGCGAGUGUUUACUCCAAAACCAUGAGUCGCCAGAAGACUGGGCGGAGUUGUAUUACAACUAUGGCUCGGUUUGGUUAGCUUACAUGAGCAUUAUCCCGGAUGAGGAGAGGAAUGCGACAGCGCGAUACACUGCUCGACAAAAUGCCAGACACUAUUAUGAGCAAGCGAUCUGUUUCUGCAAGAGAGAUCCUCGAUUGAGAGUUCAAAUUAAGAAGCAAACAUACAUUCACCUCAAACUUGCAGCGUUGCUUCUCGACUGCAGUUCAACUGCCGCGCGAACUCGCCACAAAGCCAUCGCAUCUGAUGACAUCAAAGAGGCUAAAGAACAUUUAGAUUUUGUGCAGUACCAACUUGGCGUUUCUAUACCACUAGGCACGCGUGUGCAACUUCUGAAAACCCGCUCGGAUCAAUUUUAUCGCCAAGGAAUAUACCAACUGGCCAAAGAAACAGCCGAGGAUGCAUUAAACAUUGCCAUCUCCAAUGAAUUUUAUACUGAAAAAGACAAUCUCCAGGAAAGAAUCGAAUUUUUUGAAAAACUCUGCGAAGAAAAAAUAAAGAUUAUUGAUGUUAAUGAUGUCUCCAGUUCCAAUAAUGAGACAUGUCCCAGUGAAUCUGCCCAGUCUGAUUAGGAAUUAAGAAAAUGAAAAUAGAAAUAGAAUAAAUGAUAAUAUAUUUAAUUGAAAUAAAUCAUGAGUAGACAUAUGAAAUAUAUCGUAUGCGUCAAAACAAUUGAUUUCAAUAUCCUUUCACUUUCUCCUUUCCUUUUGGUUCCGUCUUCCUCUAGAUGAGUUUUCUUUUUCCCCUUAACCUUCCUCGUUUUUAAACAAAAACGUUUAGCAUAAAGGAGCUGGUUAUAAAGUGCUACACGAAAGCACACACGAAAGCUUAAAACUAAAUAUUCGCAGUGAAGUCUUUACUAUCCGAACUGCACGACAGAAAUCUUAUCUUUUAAAGAAAGGUCUAGUCGAAAUGUCUAACAAGUUAAUCGAAUAACACAAGCGAGUCGGGCGCUUCGAUUUAACAUGCAUCUUUGAAGAUAAUCUUCAAGAACAAUUCCAAGAAAUAACAAACUUUGAAAUAUGAUUUGUUACAACUUCAGGGACUUUCCCUUUGACGAAAGUCUCUUAUGACUGGCUAUCAUGUUGAUUCUUCAUUUCAAAUAUUAAAUAAUUUACACUCGUGAGAAUCACGUGCCUCGAAUGUACAAACAGUAAUCACCAUUGCAUUUACAAGUGUUUUGAAUGCGACGUUCGUGGCGUUCCUCUCGUUAAUACUCUACUCGCUAACUAGAAAUUCCUUUCUCCGACUUGCCUUUUAAUAGCACAGACGAAAAGAGGUUGUCUUAUUCGGUGAAAAACGUACAUGUGCGUGUGAAGUCUUAGGGGCUUCAAUGACUACGCAAGUCAAUACCUAAAAAAUGAACUACGUCGCACCCCACGAUCAUGAAUCGAAUGACAAUAUUAUUUGCAAGAUCUUAAAAAUCUGACAAGAUUCUGGUCACAAAGAGGACUUUCCAAUAUGGCAACCAAACACAAACAACCCAAACCUCUACAUUCAACAACUGCGACAGAUUUAGCUCCCAACGAAACUGGAGCACCAGGUCAGCAUUCUUCUGUUUUGCAACAUAUAUUAGUCAAUGACGUCACCUCACCAACUGUUCAGGCAAGCAUCGACACGAAUACUGAAACAAUGACCUUGAGUGUUGACAACUGCAACAUUGCUAUUUUUGGCCAAUCUAGCACUGUACAUCAUUCUGAUUGUCACUUGCUUAGCCCAAAUCGAGGCGAAGGCGAUCUGAGGCAAGCAGAUAGCUACGUUGAACAAAUACAACAAAUGGAAGCAACAGCGGACAAUUCAGUGCAGUGUUUAAGUAGACAACUUGUUUCUAAAGAGGAAAGUCAGCAGAAAACAAACACUUCUUUCGGUGACAUUUCACUGGAUGUUGAGCCAUCACUACCUGUGAUAAGAAAGCGAGGCUUCCUUAACGGACCGCAAUGUGAGGAAAUCCUCAAAAACCUUGAGCUUUUACAGGACAAUGGAAAGUUUGAACACCAUAUGCGUUUCUUUAAUUUCUGCCUUCAACGAUGUGCGGGAAAAGGCAACAAAUACAUGGAAGUGAUGGCAAAUGAACAACAAAUUCAAAAUAGAGAACAUUGCAACCAAGUCCUCAAGAAGUUUCAAGUCCUUCAGGAAAACGGAAGGUUAAAUGGAGAUGAACAACUGCUGUCUCUGUAUUCCAGACUUUGUACAAAAAAAGAGUACGCUGACAUGGAAUUAGCCCUAAUAAUUGAGCAAGGAGUGUCAUUCAUGUACCACAACCAACUCAGCAAAAGCAAACUCUACUUCACUUCAGUCAUAAAACUGGGUAAGCAUUGCCAGCUACGAAAUCCGAAAAUUUUAUUUGCAAGAGCCUAUUUUUUACUUGCAGCUAACUAUAGUUCUAGGGCGAGCAAGGCCAGAAACGUUUCGACCAUUUUGGAAUGUCUAAGACGAAGCGAGGUUUUACUACAAAAUCACGAGUCGCCCGAAGACUGGGCCGAAAUGUACUACAAUUUCGGUAUAGCCUGGAUGAAUUACAUGAGCGUGGUCCCGGAUGACGACAGGAAUGCUAAGGCGCGAAAGGAAAUGCAAGAAAAAGCAAAAACUUACUAUGAACGGGCGAUUGCAAUCUGUAAGAAAGACCCCCGUUCAAGGGUUCAACACAAAAAGCUAACAUAUUGCCACCUUGGGCUUGCAGCCCUCUUACUUGAUUGCACCUCAACUGUCGCUCGAAGUCCAAUAAAAGUAAUUACAUCACAAGAUCUCAGAGAUGCGACAAAACACCUUGAUAUUGUAGAAUACCAACUUGGUAACAUUCCUCGAGGUACACGCGUGCAGGUUCUGAAAACGCGUUCUGACCAAUACUAUCGUCAAGGACCCGAAAUGUAUCAACUGGCAAAAGACACUGCCCAGGAUGCAUUCCAAAUGGCACGGCGCCAUGGAUUUAACACCGAACUGGAGUCGCUUCAAGAGAGAAUCGAUUUUCUCGAUCAGCUGUGCGAAGACACAGUGUGCACAGAAAGAGUAAAGCUGCUUGUUGACAGGGAUACCUCAAAUUCUGGCAGUGAUUCCAGAUUUGAAACAAGCUGCAGCGAAUCUGACGAGAAUCUGUCAGAAAACGGUUGAUCUGCCAGUUGAUCCACCCAGUAGCUAUUCUGCCCUAUCCCUCAACAAUAAUUAAUGAAACAAUGAUUUAUUUAUUGAUACAGGGAUAUUAUAAAUAUGCAUAAGUAUAAGGUGAAAAUAAGUAUAAGGGUUUAAAGGAAUGGUUUCACAACUAGGCGCAUGCGCAAACUAUCACGUUAGCCCAUUUGUUUCCAUUGUUUUUAAGGCAAUCCACGGACCGUCGCGAAAACGCUGUGGUAGAGAUUUCUAUUACAAUUCCUAUUUUAUGCCCUAACUCCCAAAUAUCCCUCAAUUUCAUUGUUUACCAACCAGUCGGCUGCUGGUAGAUAGCUUUUGAGUGUGUCCGGGUAAGUUCCUCACCCCGUGUAAUAAAUACGAGUUUUGAGAAUAAAUUCAGCAUAUUCUGCUUCACGAUAUUUUACGCCAAACCGUGAAACUAAACCGCCGACCGGUUAGCUCAGUUGGUAGAGCGCCGGACUUCUGUGCGGGAGGUCUAGGGUUUGAGCCCAGAC
Messenger RNA from Orbicella faveolata, 3799 nucleotides. RefSeq lists its product as uncharacterized. NCBI's taxonomy places the organism in Eukaryota, Metazoa, Cnidaria, Anthozoa, Scleractinia, Merulinidae. Gene Ontology annotation, molecular function: protein binding. The record is from RefSeq and is a predicted model, not a curated record.